AAUUCAAACGAGCAACCAGCCAUGGAACUGAACCUUAGCUUCCUGGACGAGGGCUACCACCUGGUCUGCGUGGUGAUGUCCCUCAUGGUCAUGGCGCACACCGUCCUCGACGUGGGCGUGAACAGCGUCGACAUGGUGACCAGCCUCGUUCAGGAGUGUCUCAUGUUCGCUUUCCACGUGGUGCGGCUCAGGCCCGUCUCCGGCGUGCUGCUCGGUGUGGCCGUCUGGCUCCUGGACAUGACCUACCACCUGUGGUUCCUCCUGGUCAACGGAGCGCGAGUCGUGUCCAACGUGUACUUCAAGAGCGAAUCGCUGGACGCGCUGCUCUACGCCAACUUCUUCCUCUUCCACCUGCUCAUGCUAAGGGGCCUGUCUGCGGGCAUUCACGGCACGGGAGACAACGUGGUCGCCGACGACUCCAGCCCGCAGCAGGAGAUGUCUGGAGGAUGACCGACACCGCGGCGACAAACAGAUUACGUCCUCACUGUGGUCUCGAAGACUAGGUCUCGAGAUCACAGUGAGGUCUAGGUCUCGAGAACGUUCUCGGGACUAGGUCUCGAGAACGACAUGAUGGUGCUAUUAAAAAAAUUUUGUUUUACUAUA
Molecule: messenger RNA, 603 nt
Organism: Dermacentor andersoni
Lineage: Eukaryota; Metazoa; Arthropoda; Arachnida; Ixodida; Ixodidae
Source: RefSeq, a predicted model, not a curated record